AUGUCCCGACAAGACGCCGAAAGUCCACCCUCGGCUUCCGAAUCGGCAUCUAAUGUAAAGUUCCCGAAGACGAAAGAGAGUCCGGCGAAUAUUGAGGUUCUGAAAGCGUGGCGGACAAUUACGUCGCAUCCUCAGUUUAAGGUCGGUGACGCCGAUGUCAACCACCUAUGUACGGAGUUCACGAAGAAGGCACGAUGUGACGGGACAAAGGUCGUUCUAGAGCCAGAGGGUGUACAUCAUAUCUUGGAGACGUUCAAAGCAAAAUCGUUGGCUCAGCAGCAACAGCAGCAGCAGCAGCAAACGUCUCCCAGUUCAUCGAACUAG
Messenger RNA from Suillus subaureus, 324 nucleotides. RefSeq lists its product as uncharacterized. The transcript is spliced from 2 exons. Bases 1 to 324 code for a protein of 107 amino acids. Lineage: Eukaryota; Fungi; Basidiomycota; Agaricomycetes; Boletales; Suillaceae. The record is from RefSeq and is a predicted model, not a curated record.